Messenger RNA from Phaeodactylum tricornutum CCAP 1055/1, 426 nucleotides. RefSeq lists its product with no specific name. Gene Ontology annotation, cellular component: nucleus. The record is from RefSeq and is a predicted model, not a curated record. Lineage: Eukaryota; Bacillariophyta; Bacillariophyceae; Surirellales; Neidiaceae. The transcript has a single exon. Gene Ontology annotation, molecular function: double-stranded DNA binding. Gene Ontology annotation, biological process: DNA damage response; DNA replication. The annotation marks the transcript as partial.
AUGCCCCAAGCGGAGAAGGGUUCGCUCAAGGACUUGGGCAAACGGAUCAAGGCCAAGGGCCUCCAAAAACUCAAAUUCUAUUGCCAAAUGUGCGAAAAGCAGUGUCGGGAUGCGAACGGUUUCAAAUGCCACCUCACGUCGGAAUCGCAUCUCCGCCAAAUGCAGAUCUUCAGCGCCAACGCCGCGGGAAUUAUGGACCAGUACAGUCGGGAGUUUUGUAAACUCUACGUCGACACCUUGCGCAUGCGGCACACCACCAACCGCACCAACGCCAACCAAGUCUACCAGCAAGUCAUUCACGACAAACAACACGUACACAUGAACGCGACCGUCUGGGCUACACUCACCGACUUUGUGCAGUAUUUGGGACGGACUGGACAGUGCGUGGUGGAGGACACGGAACGGGGUUGGUACGUGACGUACAUC